Molecule: messenger RNA, 3871 nt
Organism: Myxocyprinus asiaticus (Chinese sucker)
Lineage: Eukaryota; Metazoa; Chordata; Actinopteri; Cypriniformes; Catostomidae
Product: WD repeat domain phosphoinositide-interacting protein 2-like
Exons: 12
Coding region: 145-1422 (425 amino acids)
Biological process (GO): protein localization to phagophore assembly site; protein lipidation; autophagy of mitochondrion
Cellular component (GO): cytosol; phagophore assembly site membrane; extrinsic component of membrane
Molecular function (GO): phosphatidylinositol-3-phosphate binding; protein binding; phosphatidylinositol-3,5-bisphosphate binding
Source: RefSeq, a predicted model, not a curated record
CAACCGCGGCAGGAGGAAAACAACAAUAUUCAUUGGAAGAAGGGUGGAACUUAUGGCAGUGCGAGGCGACCCCAGAUCUAACUGAUUUAGUUCACUUCUGAGCCUUUUUUCAAUUCCACUUGAUCUGUAAAUGGUGUCGAGCCCAUGAACCUGGCCAGUCAUAGCGGAGAGGCCGGCUGUAGCCAGCUGCUCUUCGCCAACUUUAAUCAGGAUAACACAUCCUUAGCAGUUGGUACGAAGUCUGGGUACAAGUUUUUCUCCUUGUCAUCCGUGGACAAAUUGGAACAGAUAUAUGAAUGUACUGACACAGAAGAUGUGUGCAUCGUGGAGAGACUGUUCUCCAGCAGCCUUGUCGCAAUUGUCAGCCUUAAGGCACCUAGGAAGCUGAAGGUCUGUCAUUUCAAGAAAGGGACGGAGAUAUGCAACUACAGUUACUCAAACACUAUACUGGCUGUGAAAUUAAACAGACAGAGAUUGAUAGUGUGUUUAGAGGAGUCACUCUAUAUCCACAACAUUAGGGAUAUGAAAGUACUACAUACCAUUCGAGAGACUCCUCCUAAUCCUUCAGGACUCUGUGCCCUGUCAAUCAGUAAUGAUAACUGCUACUUGGCCUAUCCAGGAAGUGCAACAAUUGGGGAGGUACAAGUUUUUGACACGGUCAACCUGAGGGCGGCAAACAUGAUCCCUGCCCACGAUAGCCCACUAGCAGCUCUGGCAUUUGAUGCAAGCGGAACUAAAUUGGCCACAGCUUCUGAGAAGGGCACCGUAAUCCGGGUGUUCUCUAUUCCAGAGGGCCAAAAGCUGUUUGAGUUUAGGAGGGGAGUAAAAAGAUGUGUAAGCAUCUGUUCCCUUGCCUUCAGUAUGGAGGGACUCUAUCUUUCUGCCUCAAGCAACACGGAGACGGUUCAUAUUUUUAAGCUGGAGACGCAGCGAGAGAAGCCUCAAGAGGAACCCACUACUUGGACGGGAUACUUUGGGAAAGUAUUGAUGGCCUCCACAACAUAUCUGCCUGCUCAUGUAACGGAGAUGUUCACUCAAGGAAGGGCAUUCGCCACAGUCCGAUUGCCCUUUUCAGGUCACAAGAACAUCUGCGCUUUGGCUGUAAUCCAAAAGAUCCCACGCCUUCUGGUGGCUGCAGCAGAUGGUUAUCUUUACCUGUACAAUUUGGACCCACAGGAAGGAGGAGAGUGCACGCUAAUGAAACAACAUAAGUUAGAUGGAAGUACAGAGCCAGCAAAUGAAAUUCUUGAACAGACAGCACAUGACCGGCCAUUUGUGGCACAGACCCACAGUGCUGGUGUUGCCAAAGGUUACAGUGAGGAUCAGGGGGCGGUAGGGGGUGCUGGCAUGGAGGAUGACAUGAACACUCUGCACCUGGACGACGAGAAUGAGCAGCCUCCCUUAAUCCUGGAAACAGAAUGAGCCUCUGCUAGUCACGCCCUGGCCAGAAGAUGGAGUCGACUGAGUGACAUUGCAGAGGGGGGCUAUCCUCCUCUUGAGCGCUGCUAUGGAGAUAUGUGACCUGAUACAGAAGGGAUUAAAAGAGAGAGAAUUUUAAAGCAAGCCUAGCUGUAGCCUUACUCUGUCUGUUGUUGCGUAUAGAUGUUUUCCUACCCCCACCCACCCUUGUGGCUUUAUAGAAUCUGGUGAAUUUUUCUUUUUUUUUUUUAAAUUUUUUUAUGCCCAGACAUGUCCUUAAUCAGACCAAUAUUUGAAAUCCGAGCUGCAGGUGUCACGUCUUUUAGCUUUGCAUGUACAUGUGCCAAGAGUAGACAUUCUAGAAAACCUUUGCUUUCAUGUUGUUGGUUCUGAUGUGUUUGCUGGCCAUUUCUCCUCUUUUUUUUUCCAAUGUGAUUGAAAGCUAACUGGCUUGCGUCGCCUGCUGCAUCACCACAUAACUGCAAUGUCUGCAUUGUGGAGUCCCAUUCGAAUAAUCAACAUUUGUGGCUGUGCCGUGACACCAAGAUGUGAAUUGUGUCCUGUAAUAGCAAUGUAUAUGACAUGUUUAUAUGGCAGCCUGUUUACAAUUACUGUUUAAAAUGACAUUAAUGGCCUAAACAGUGUUUAUAAGAGGCUUAUAACAUUACCUGGAGGGUUGUUUUUAGUUUUACCUGAAUUAGUGCAUCUGUAAACACAGAUGCUUUAGAAAACUCUCUUUUAAAAAAUCCCAAGCCACAUUCUGGACAACUUGGUUGACCGAUUUAGCACAUAUUUUUUGGCUUUUGAAUUACCCUCCGUGUCUUCCUGUUGCCUGAGUUGAUAAUUGGAUAAUUUUAUUAUUUCAGGUUCCAAACACUUAUGUAACCUCAGUAGAAGCAAUGGCUCUGUAAAGAAGGCAAUUAAUGUGUUGAUUUGCAAAAGAACUAGCCUGUGGUUUCAGUGGGCAAUCAGUCCCCAUCUUGUUUCUUGAUACAUUUUAUUUUGCUCAAGUCAUGUCCUGUCUCUCUAAACCAACAGCGAUGAUAGCUCAUGAAAUAACGGAGCAUCAUUUUAGGUGAGUUCUAUCUUGGUCAAAAAAGGUUAACAUUGAGAGGCUUCUGUUUUGCAAAAAGGAGAACCACAAUAUAUAUUUCUAAAAGACAUCUGCGUUCUCUGUCUUGUGACAGUGAAAUGGAAAAUCUUGUAAGCAAGAUGGCGUGAGCUUACAAAAGGCGUAUGUUCCCACAGACAUCCCUGUGGACAGCAGUCUGUUAAACAAACAUGGCUGGAGCCCAGGUCACAUGGUCUGGCUGUUUAAUCAGAACAGGUCAAAUAUAAAAUGUGAUAUCCAGGGUUCCUGAGUUCUUGUGAGAAAUUAGAGGACCAGGGCUUAUGAACGUGAUUACCAAAUAUUCAAAAUACUGCUAGCCAGUGUGCCCAAAUAAGCACACUUUUUUUUUUAGCAUGAUUGUUUCUUCAGCAUGUUUUGAUGUUGCAUGUCAACAUCAUUAAUCAAUCGACUUGUGUUUUCAUCAGCCAAUGAGCUCUAAUGCCCCAAGGCCGCUUUAAUGUUUUCUAAUGAUUUUUGUAUAAAAUGCAAAUUGUUCCAUAUAUAAAGAUUAAAUAAAUCCUCUGUUGGACAUGUUUAAUCGCCUUUGCAUAUAAAUCAUGUUGUGUAACAGAUCCAUCAAGUAUUUAUUUAUUUUAUUUAGUGUGAUGUACUUGAUCUUUCAUGUUAAAGGAAUGUUCCAGGUUCAAUACAAGUUAAGCUCAAUUUGUGGCAUUAUGUUGAUUACCACAAAUAUUAAUUUUGAUUCGUCCCUCAUUUUCUUUGAAUAAUGCAAAAAUGGAGUUUACAGUUAUGCACUUACAAUGGAUGUGAAUGGGGCCAAUUUUUGGAGGGUUUAAAGGCAGAAAUGUGAAGCUUAUAAUUUUAUAAAAGCACUUAUAUUAAUUCUUCCGUUAAAACGUAUGCAUUAUUUAAGCUUAAAGUUGUUUAUAUCGUAAUUUUUACAGUCGUUUUAAGGUUUGUUGACAUUACGACGUCAUGGCAACAAAGUUGCAAAAUUGGCUAGCUUUACACAGAAAAGGUUAGUAAGCGAUUUUAUCACAAAAAAAUCAUGAUAACUCAUUUUGUUUACGUCUAGUAGCUAUACUUUUGAAAUAGUGAGUAUUUUAACGUUAAAAAAUUGGCCCCUUUCAUUUCCAUUGUAAGUGCCUCACUGUAACCCAGAUUUUUGCUUUUUUUUUAAAGAGAAGGAGGGAUGAGUGAAAAUACAUUUUUGUGAUAAUCAAGAUAAUGCCACAAAUGCUGUUGAUUGAGCUUAACUUGUAUUGAACCCAGAAUAUUCCUUUAAUUUAACAGGUAGAGAAUCUUCAUUUUUGUAUCCUGGAUCUCAUAAAUAUGAAAAAGAGAGCAUUGCAUUAAAAUAAAACAGAAAAACAUUCAGAA